AUGUCUUCCUCGUCCAUAAAACCAAACAACAAGAAGAAAAAGUUGGAGUCAGGAGGAGUUUCGAUGGACCACGUCAAUCAUAUAAGGGAGUACUUUCGCUCGAAAGAGUUCUCUGAUUUGUUGGACAAGGCGGUCGACCGUGCUAUCGAGAAGAAUCUGGCCACAUUGGAUAAGCUUUCGGAGUCGUCGAAAGUCGUAAUCCAGCAACUCGAAGUGGAACUGUUGAAGCAGCAGAAUAAGUUAAAGGAAAUCGAGGGGACUAUUCAGAAGUCGAGGAAAGGCGGCGAAGAAGAGGAUCCCGCGGAAGCCAAAGAACGGAGAAGAUCGGUGGUGCUGCUGAACAUCCCGGAAUCAAAGUCUUAUUUUCAGCACGAAAGAAACAUGUUAGAUGUCACCUCGGUCAACAUCCUCCUUCGUCACCUGAAUUUGGGAUGUCAGCCGAUGGCACUUUACAGAAUGGGCAAGGAAAGAUCCGAUGGAAAACCGCGUCUUCUCAAGUUAGUUUUGGCGAGCAGCCAAAUGCAGAGGGAAUUGCUGAAAGUCGCUCCACAGCUCAAGUCAUUUGAUACUAGAGGUCAUCCCCCGGUCUACAUUCGCAGAAGUAUGAGCAAGCAGGAGUUGGAAGAGUUUCGAGAGGAAAGGAAGAAAAUUAAACAGUCGCAAGUUAUCCCAAGUAGUGCAAAUUCGGAAGAAAUGAUAAUUGACCCCCCCGCUAGUUCUUCUGUUAACGUGACCCCAGCUCCAAAAAACUAA
Messenger RNA from Caenorhabditis remanei, 753 nucleotides. RefSeq lists its product as uncharacterized. Lineage: Eukaryota; Metazoa; Nematoda; Chromadorea; Rhabditida; Rhabditidae. The record is from RefSeq and is a predicted model, not a curated record. The transcript has a single exon. The coding region runs from base 1 to 753 and encodes 250 amino acids.